AUUAUAAAAUAAAAAUGCAUUCAUGUUUAAAAGUUUUCAUUUCUACAGAUUCAAACAAAUUAUGAAUUUGGACUCAUACUCAAUUGAUGGCAGAAAUUUUGGAACCUAUUUUUUGAAUUAGACACUUUAUAAUAUUUAUAUAUAUGAAAUGUUAAUUAGUGUAAUCAGCUAUAUAUUCAUAUACCUCACAAAUUUUGCCAUAGGCUUUUUCCUUUGGGGGGUAUAAUUCUUAGGAAAAUUGUGGUGAGUUAGAAUGGCCAUCUCUAUGAUAUCUUUCAAUUCUCCUUGCUGGAGGGCCUUAAUUAUGAUUUUUUUUUUUCAAUAAUAUAUGAAAUAAUUUACUCAUUAAUUUUCAUACCAUUUAAUUUCAGAAAUUAUCACAAAUUUGAAUUACUUAAGAAUUUUCAUACCAUUAAUUAGCUCUCAAUUCUCCUAGUUCCACAUCCUUAAUUUUUAUUAUUUUUCAAUAUUUUUUUUUGAAUUAAUAAUUUAUGAACAACUUAAUAAAAUAUAGCACAAAUUAUUAUUAUUAUUUGAUUGGAUUUGGGUAUUUAAUUGUAAUAUCUCUUUGAUUGUUUUGUGAUGUGGGUGUUAAUGGUGAGAGCUAAUGGAGAGCAUCCAAAAUCUUGAGAAGAUAAAGGGGUAUUACAGAAAUAGAGGAAAGAGAAGGGCAGUGGCAAAUUAAAGCCAAGCUCCCUAUCUGUAUUCAAUAAAUUCUCUGCAAUUUUCCUUCAUUUUCUGUGUGGGUGAAAGAAACCAAGAAACUGCCAGAAAACACACCUCUCUACACACAUGUCUCUGCGUGUGUGUGUGUAUAUAUAAGUGAAGUGUCAAGACCUAUAGAGGGAGAAUAGUAAAACAGUGUAAGGAGUCACACAGAGACCCCCAUUAACUUGAAACAGCAGCCACUGUGAAGCUUUUGCUUUUUAAUGCUCUCUUUCUCUCUCUCUCCACAACCCCCCAAAAAAGUCUCUCUUUCACUUUCUCUCUCCUCUCUCUUUAUCUUUUCUGAAACUCGUGCUCUUUCUCUCUCUAUCAACACUAUGGUGUGGAGAUGAAAUGGCUGUGAUGAGGAUGGGUCACAGUAAGAGCAUUGCCAAUAAUACGGGUACAGCCAGUGGCAGCGGAAUGAACCCAAUUUUUCACGAUUUUCUGGGUAUGAGCUGUGCUUCUGAUUCGCCUGUUGUUUUUGCUCCCAAGACUGUGGGGCAUGGGGGCGAUGCCAGGCGCUCGGAAGCGUCGCCGUCGGCCUCUGCUUCCGCCGGAGCUUCUUCCGGCGGUGGCCGUGGACCCAUCUCCACCACCUCUGAUCUGGGUUCGGAAAGACAGGCUGGAGAUCAUUUUGAUGGAGUUCCAUUUUAUGGGCCAAAGAGUGAUAUUUCUGGGCCUGAGAUAAGCAACCGGCUUGCGGGUAGUAAGCGAAGUAAUUCUGAUUCUUUUAUGGGGUCAUCAAGAGAUGGGGUCCCUCAAAUCGGACCAGAAUCUCUUGAGAGCUCACACUUGAUGAAGAUACUUCGGAAUGGAACUGGAGGAGAUCGACCUAGGAGGUCCAGUGAUGAGGAGCUAUUCUUGGGUCUGCAGUCACUGAGGCCAACUUCUGCCUCCCUCAUAUUACAGCCACCCACUGGUAGUAGAACUGAUGUCAAUCUUUCCAAAUGGGAUCGAUCUGUUACCAUGAAUGUGAACCCCACAGUGCAGUACCCUCUGCGUGCAGGUCAAUUUGCUCCUUUCUUGCAUCAAGUACCUCCAAACAGAUUUAAGGAUGCUAAUUCUGGCAAUGCUGGUCCUUCAAAUUUAUCCCAACCAGCUGCUGAUGAAGGUUCUAGAACUGGAAUUAAAGGAUCUGGAAUCCUGAGUUCCAUUACUGCCAAUGCCAGUGGCAGUGUCUCUGAGAGAAACCCAUCUGGGUUGCUGCCAAGUGGCAACAGACCAAAGUCUAGGACUCAUAUUUUGGAGCCAGAGUCUUCUACUGCUCCAAGUCGACUUGGAUCGACAUCUUCUAGUCGGCAGAUGACUAUAUUUUAUGGUGGUCAAGCUCAUGUUUUUGAUGAUGUCCACCCAAACAAGGCAGAUGUAAUAAUGGCCUUAGCCGGAUCAAACGGAGGAUCCUGGUCCACGACUUACUCUCCAAAAUCUACUGUGAAACCAGUUGGUGAAAGCACACCCAAUGGAGAGAAUGAAACUGGUAUGGCUGGCAACUCCAUGUUCCCGAGGGAAUUUCGAGGAAGGUUGUCUCUCACUGGCAAUCCUAGCCAAGGGUAUGGCUCUGGUGACCGAAUCUUGACGCUGACAGGGGCCCCUCAAGGUGUCAAUAUACCUAAAGAUACAAGAAAUCCAGUGAAAGCAGCCGAACCCAGUACUGAAGAAAAAAGAAGAGAGGUAUGAUGUGGAAGAGUCUGGAUUAGCCUUAUUUAACUCAGUUCUAUUGAUAGCCUUUUGAGGCAAGAAAAGAGUUUGUUUUCUCUUAUUUUUGUUCAUUUCCCCGUCUCUGGUAUCCUUUAGGCCUCUUUUUCUCUUGGGGUUUUCCUUGUUUUGUUUAUAUAGACCUGAUUAGGCAGUCCGAGGCACAAGCGGAGACAAUGCUAUGAACUUCACAUCUGCUUAUGAUUAGUAUUUGUCAUUUUUUUGUCUCUUUAAAUUUGAAUAUUCUUUCUUUUUGUUGAACUUGUGUUUCAUUGCAAAAUAGAGGCCAAUUAAACUGUGACCAUCAA
This is a messenger RNA of Vitis vinifera (wine grape), 2711 nucleotides long. Its product is annotated as protein TIFY 8. Gene Ontology annotation, cellular component: nucleus. NCBI's taxonomy places the organism in Eukaryota, Viridiplantae, Streptophyta, Magnoliopsida, Vitales, Vitaceae. Gene Ontology annotation, biological process: response to wounding; regulation of defense response; regulation of jasmonic acid mediated signaling pathway. Bases 1060 to 2385 code for a protein of 441 amino acids. The transcript has 6 exons. The record is from RefSeq and is a predicted model, not a curated record.